GCUGUGACACUUCUGUAUUGGUAUGUCUAACUUUGUAAGCAAGUAGUUUUUAAGUGAGCUGAAAUUUGAGGGAUGCAAAGAAAAUCAAACUCCUCCUGCAAGGGGUCUGGAAGAGAGGAGAACCACUGGUAGGCAACAGGCCCUGUGUCUCUGAGCUUCCCAGGAGGGAGAGGGUGACUGUCCCAGUGCCGCUGCAUCCAUGCAGUAUCUUUGACAUUGUUUCAAAUAGGAUGGCUUUGGAGAAAUCUUGGGUGGCUGCAAGAAGUCAGUAGGUUUGGCCAGGUUAUUACUCCACAUGUGUUUGAUGUUGCAGGACUGAAGAGGCCUGGUUACAGGAAAUGCUACUGCAGAACCUCCCUGGUGUUGAAGAUGGGAAGAACAGUGAUGGGACACAAGAAUGUGAGCCCAGUGAGACGAAAGUGGAGCCUGAAUGCUUUUCAAAGCCAAACAAAACUAUUAGUCCUGGGGCUGGAAACAAGGCUAAUGUGAGCUCAAGUCCCAGUGACAAAGUUGGAGUGGUUACCAGGAAAAGAUCUUGUCCUAGUCCUAGCCCCAAGAAAGCUGCUCAGAGUCCCAGUCCCAAAAGGAUAUCUCCCUGGAGAGGUAGUCCCAAGAAAGGCCUUACAUCAAGUUCAUUUAACUUGUCCCCGAGGGCACUUGCCAUUAGCCCACAAAUCACACGUCGCUCCUGGUGUCGCUCCAGCUUGAAGGGAACCAACCGCCGGAAGUCACUCCCUCCUUUUCACCAGGAUGUCACAGAGCUAAGUAAAUCAAUCAGCCUUGAUUUACCUGAGACUGACAGGCUUUCCAUGCUCCUGCUGUCUAGUUUCCAGUUCUCCGCCCAGAAGCUUGAGGAUUUCUUGAAGCAGACUGAUGGCUUCAGCCCUGAGGCUUUUAAAGCAAACGUGAAUUCAGUUUCAGAAGAGCUGAUGCGUUGCACUGAGAGAUUGAAACUAGAUGGAACGCUAAAGAAAUGUACAGAAGAGCUGACCGGUAUUUCAUCAGACCCUGCACUAAACACAUCAUUGGCCCAGAUGAAGGAAUAUAUAACUAGGUUUUCUACGGAGUCUCAAACUUGGGAUCAGCUUCUACUGAGUUUCCAGAAAAGUGCAGAAGAAAUGUCCAGACAACUGGAGCAGUUCAAGAUGAAUGAAGUACAAAUGGAACCUGCUAGUUAUCUUGGAGCAUCACAGGCCAAAGUUCUCAGCAGCAAGCCAAACUAUCAGCAAAUACUAGAUAGCCAGGGUGAGGUCUUUGACUGCAUGGAAAUCAUGUUGGAUGAACUACAACAAGCAGUGAACUUGUUGCAGGCUUUCACAGAAGAGAGUACACAGUACCUCCGGAAUCUAUCGGAGCAACUUGGUAAGCAGAUGUUCAUCAUUAAAUACAUAAUUUUUGUUGUUAAGUAGUAAAACCCAGAGGGCUGCAGAGAAAGGGGGAUUGAUUUUUUCUUCUCUCAUCUCUAAAUCGCUUUGGUGAUGCCUUGACAAGCUGUCAUUAGAGGAGGGUUUUUUAAAGUGGUGACAUUUGCUGUGCACAAUACUUUAGACCACUCCAGGGUGCAUUAAAAAAC
This is a messenger RNA of Pelodiscus sinensis (Chinese soft-shelled turtle), 1573 nucleotides long. The record is from RefSeq and is a predicted model, not a curated record. NCBI's taxonomy places the organism in Eukaryota, Metazoa, Chordata, Testudines, Trionychidae.